AUGACUCACAUUCGGAUGGGCGAGCAGGAGUCGGCGACGGACUACUGCAACCGUGCUCGACGGAUCCUGGCUGAGAUGCGGAUGGCGGGCGCCGAGUACUCGACGGCGUCCUACAUCACUCACCUCGUCAAGGGCCUGCCGCGCAGCUACAACCUCAUGAAGAGGAUGAUGAUGGUGCCCGGCACGCGCAAACUACGCAGCCCGACGAAGCUGAAUCAGCAGCAAGGGCAGCGCGGGAAGCCGGGCGGAGGUGGUAGCGGAGGUGGGCGGUCGACGAAGGACGUCGACGAGAAGAAGUCUACGCGGGGCAAGGGUCGUGGAGGUGGUGGUCGACGGCGUGAGUGGGUCUGCGGCGACCCCGACCAUCUCUCUUUCGAGUGCCCCGACCGCGAUGACAGCGACGAGGACGACAGCAAGGGAGGCCGCGGUCGAUCGGCCAGCCGUCGCCCACGUCGAGAUGAGAAGCCGCGCAAGGAGAAGAAGACGUCGAAGAAGGCGUCGUCGACGAAGGAAGUCGACAGCUCCAGCGGCAAGGACCGAGGCGACGGGGAGGCGUCGUGCUCGAUGGUCGGCGUGGUGGAGCCGACGGUCUCGCUGGCGCCGGAGGCUGGCGAGGACUUCCAGGGAGGUGGCGGCAGCCGUGCAGGCCAACCCGAUGGCGGUGCUGCUCGACAGCGGCCUGUCGAGGGUCGCGGAACCGUCGCUCUACAAGGGGAGGCCGGAAAGCGGGUCCUCAUCCCCGACGUGCUCUACGUUCCGGGGGUACAUGCGAAUCUGCUGUCCUCUAACCAACUAAAGGAGAGCGGAGUGCAGCUGCAGGGCGACGGCGACGAGAUGCUGCUCGUCGCCGCAACCGGGGAGGUGCUCGGUCGAGCACGCUACACCAGACGAAUCGUCUGCACCGACAUUCGCCCCUGCUCGACGCAGUUGUCGUCGACCGAGGUGGUGGCUCUGCGGACAUUUGCCUCGGCGACGAAGACGACCCCCGCAAGGAUGCACGCGCGACUCGAACACGUCGGCAUCGACACGAUCAAGAGCUCGGCGAAGCAUGAAGUUGCUACUGGGCUCGACAACACACCGUCGACCGGAGCAGACCCGCCAUGUGUCUCGUGCGUCGGAGGAAAGAAGGCACGGCACACCUUCCCCGACAAGGGCUCGGACGCCAAGGAGGCACUGGCUGUCGUGCACAUUGACUUGUGCGGGCCAUUUCGGGUGGCUGCCAAGGAUGGCAGCUUGUACUUCCUGCUGCUGAAGGAUCGCCACACUCGUUUCGUGUGGACAAUGCCGGUCGCUAAGAAGAGCGACGUGCUGCCUGAGUUCCAGAAGUGGCUGGUGCUGGUGGAACGACAGACAAAGAUGUCGGUGCUGUCGCUCCGCUCCGACCGGGGAGGGGAGUUCCUCGGCAACGAUUUCACCACCUUCGUCGACGGGAAGGGCAUCGUCCACGACCUGACCUGCCCCUACACUCCGCAGCAGAGAGGCAUGGCUGAGAGGGAUAUGCGCACUCUCGUCGAGUCGGUGCGGACGAUGCUACUGCACAUGGGCGUGCAGCACCACUGGUGGCACCUCGCUCUUCGACAGGCCGUCUGGGUGCGCAACUGCUUGGAGCGGUCGACGACGCCGCCGGGGACGACUCCGUACCAGCUGCUGACCGGAAAGAAGCCCGACCUCACUCUGGCGCGGGUGUGGGUCUGCACGGUGCAGUUCAUGGUUCCCGAGCAGCAGCGCGGUGGGAAGCUGGCACCGAAGGCUCGCUGGGGGCUUCACCUGGGUGUGUCGCCAGAGAGCAAGGGCUGGGAGGUGCUCGACCUGACCGACAACAAGGUGGUCACGUCGGUCGAGGUGAUCUUCUACGAGACGCUGUCGGUGGAAGUGUGGACGGCGAAGUAUGGGCCAGCGUUGGGGCGGAUGCAGGCGCACCAGCCGACGGACACCUCGACACCCACGGUUCCUCCACCUCCCCCUGUUCUUGCUCCUCCCUCCCCCGUCGCAGAUCGGUCUGCCUCGACACCUGUGUCGGCCACCGGCGAUGAGGGGAGCCUUGAGGCGUCGCCUGUGGCGCCGGCCAGUGGCAUCGCCGACGGUCAACAAGGCGCCAAGCUAGUCGACCAGGGCCGGGAUUCGACGACAGGGGAGCAGCAGACAGGGGAGCCGGUCGAACAGGAGGUAGCAUCGAGGGGGCAGUCGACAGGGGAGCUAUCGAAGGCAGCAGCUGACGAGCAGUCGGUCAAAGAGUCGAAGCAGCUGGUCGACGACGAAGAGGAGCUGUGGGCGGGAGAGGAAUCCACCGACAGUGAUGUGGUGGAGGUUCCGGUCGAGAAGUCUGCGCCGGAGCUGCGACGCACUGGUCGAGCUCGACGGCAGCUUGAGCGGCUGAGCUUCCACGCAUGCUUUCCAUCAGCUGCCUUCACCACGGUGUACGACGAGGUCGACGACGACCUGCUGUACGAUGACGCCGAGGAGGAUGAAGAUUUUCCGGAGCUCGACCCCGACGUGCAUGCAGAUUCUGAACACCGCUGGGACAUCGCGACGAUGACGGUGAAGGAGGCACUGGCGAGCUGGAAGGGCGAGGCGGUGAAGGCCGCCAUGGAAGAAGAGAUCCGCAGCCUCAUCGGCAUGGGCACUUGGGAGCUGGUCGAACGCCCACGCGGAGUGAACAUCAUAAUGAAUCGGUGGGUGCUGACGACCAAGUACCGCAUCGAUGACACCGUCGAACGCGAGAAGGCGAGGCUGGUCGUGAAGGGCUUCACGCAGGUGCACGGCACCGACUACGACAAGACGUACUCGCCGGUGAGCAGCUACGUCACGCUGAGGAUCUUCCUCAGCAUCGUCGCCGUCCUCGACCUCAACCUGAUGCAGCUCGACAUGAAGAACGCUUUCCUGCAGAGCAAGCUCGACAGGGUGCUCUACAUGUACCAGCCGGACUACUUCGACGAUGGGACCGGCCGGGUGUGUAAGCUGCUGAAGAGCCUCUACGCGUUGAAGCAGUCGUCGCUACUGUGGUAUAGGGCUCUUAACGGAGUGCUGCUGGGAGCUGGCUGGAAGAAGAGCCAGGUCGACGAGGCGCUCUACUUCAAGACCGGCAGUCGACGACGACCUGCUCGCCGCCAGCAGCAGCACCACGAUGCUGAAGGAGCUGAAGGAGCUGCUGGAGUCCGCCUUCGAGCUGCGGGAGAUCUCGCCAGUGCAGAAUCAAAUACCUCGGGCUGGAGAUCGUGCGCGAUAGGUUGA
Closterium sp. Yama58-4 is the source of this 3231-nucleotide messenger RNA. The record is from the annotation of a GenBank genome assembly. Lineage: Eukaryota; Viridiplantae; Streptophyta; Zygnematophyceae; Desmidiales; Closteriaceae.